ACUGAUGAAUAUAAAUGCUAGUCAAAUAUAACUGCCCUGUUUUUCUCUAUAACCUAUCUGUAUCCUAAAUCAAGAAUAAUUUUCUGCAGAGCGUUUACUGUCCAUAACCAGAAUCAGGGCGGCAGAGAACCAAAUACCAUGGACAAAACAAAAAACAACACACGUCUCCGUGAUACCACACACGAAUCCCUGUUAACGUACUCCAUCACGGAACGUGCGAACAACACCACCCAUGGCAGUUUCCUCCAGGCAGGAUGCGAUGUCCUGAAGGUUGUCGAAUGAGAAACCGUUGGUGAUUCAAACUGCCGAAAAUGGAGAAGGAAGAGGAUGUUACAGGACGAAGUGUCCAUUUCCCCGAGGAAAUACUGCUUGAGAUUCUUGUCAGACUCCCUGCCGAAUCAAUCUUCAGAUUCAGAUGUGUUUCCAAGAACUGGCGCUGUUUGAUCUCUGAUCCUUCGUUUUUUUCCUGUUACGUUGAACGGUCUCAACAGUCGCCUCCGUUUGCAUUCAUUUUCCAGUGUGGCCUAAAGGUCGAAGCAACAAGCAACGACUUGAUUCUGUAUCAAUCGAAUUUUCAAGAGCCCGUUUAUUUUUUGGCCAAUUCCUUCACAAGAAAAUGUGUCAAAAUCCCAAUGCAUUGCUCAAGAAGAAGUUACGGUGCUACCGGCUUAAUCUCGUGUGUUAGAAAUGGGAUCACGAGCUACAACGUUGUGCGCCUCGUUAAGUCUUGUGACAGCAGUGGAUUCUGUUUGAAUCUCGAGACAUUUUCUUCUGAAAAUGGAGCGUGGAGGAGCUUCAAGAUGAAACAUUGCACGUUUAAUGUGGAACUCGAUGCAAGGCCAUGCGUUGUUUACAAAGGAGUUCUUCAUUGGAUUUGCAAUAGAAUGACGGCCCUUUUGGCCUAUGAUCCUGGCAGGAGUCCUGAUGAAUGCCGUUUCAUCAGCAUACCAAAUGAGACCUACAAUGGGAACGGCAUCAACGCAAUCUUGGGAGUGUCUGGUGAAAAUUUGUACUAUUUUGAGAUGUUUGGGAUCUCUAUUCAAGAACGUGAGCUGCCCAGAUGGAAACUGUGGGUGCUGAAAGACUAUAAAAGUGGGGAAUGGAGUUUGGAUCAAGAGGGAAAAGAAAGGAAAAUAGAGUCAAUUUCUGCUGUUUCGAAUGUGCUUUCUACGUAUAGCCCUCUCUUUCCAGUGGCACUUCAUCCGUGGAAUAAAGACAUAGUGUAUUUCUGGUACGAGGGUUAUAUCUUAACUUUCAGUGUCAAGAAAGGAUGGUUUGAAGAUAAGCUAUCAUCGUUUCGUUCCGAGAGCAUCGUAGCGAUGUGGGAAAUAUUUCCUCUGUCGAUGCCAUUAUGUCCAACCCAACUUCCUCAGCCACAAUGGGACAGCAGCAAAUUGGCAAUGUUUGCUGAUGUAAAACCUGAUACAGAACAACGAAACAGCUGGGCAUGAAAACCGACUAAUUAUGCAUUGGAAAGUUUC
Molecule: messenger RNA, 1481 nt
Organism: Sesamum indicum (sesame)
Lineage: Eukaryota; Viridiplantae; Streptophyta; Magnoliopsida; Lamiales; Pedaliaceae
Product: F-box protein At5g49610
Molecular function (GO): protein binding
Source: RefSeq, a predicted model, not a curated record